Molecule: messenger RNA, 798 nt
Organism: Emiliania huxleyi CCMP1516
Lineage: Eukaryota; Haptophyta; Isochrysidales; Noelaerhabdaceae
Exons: 1
Coding region: 1-798 (265 amino acids)
Biological process (GO): ubiquitin-dependent protein catabolic process
Molecular function (GO): protein binding; ubiquitin protein ligase activity
Source: RefSeq, a predicted model, not a curated record
AUGGAACAUUGGGUAGCUGUUACGGAGGCGAAGAAGGAGCUCGAGGCUGGGCUCGCUCUGUGCGAGCAGGUCAAGGCAGAGCAGAUUGACGAGUUGGACCUCACGCUGGAGGGCGAGCCUUGCCCCGACCAGGUAGCAGUCCGUGCAGCUGCCGACCCGCCGGUGGCCUAUGAGGAGUACCGUGCCGCGAUCGCUCUGCAGCGGUGCGCGUUGGUGAAGGCUGAGGCGGUGACACGCUCGGCGCUCGGCCGCGCGUACUUCAGCAUGGGCCUCACGACUGUCGCCGUGUUGCAGCUUGAGCGCGCAGUGGCCUUGCGUCGCGAGAGCCUCAAGCUGCGCAGCGUCAUCGGCACGCGCGAGCCCAAUCACGUGUCGUGCCUCGCCGAGGCACACCGUCAGAUCGCCUCGACGCUGAUCAACUUUGGCGGCGUGCGAGCCGCCGUUUCGGAGUACUACCGCGCCGGCGGAGAGAAGGCGGCGCAGACGCGCGCGGUGUUGGGGGAGGCGCUGACAUUUGCACGCAUGAGCGGCGACAUUGGUGCCGAACAAGGCGCCCUCACGCAGUUGGUCAGCUUCCAAGAUCCGAGUGCACCAGCGGACGCCGCGACGGCUCUCAAGGAUCUGCUCGCGCGCACCGGCCGCGACGUCGACCCGUGCUGCAUCGUGUGCUAUGAAGAGCUCGGCGACACCAGCCUGCACGCGCUCAACUGCGGGCACGUGAUGCACAAGGAGUGCGUAGAAAACUGGCGACAGCAUUCAAACUGGUGCCCGCAGUGUAAAAGGGGAAUGUCCGGAUAG